AUGGCCGAAGCAAUGAAGGAACAGAUUUUGGCACUCAAAGUGAUGCGCCUUGCCCGUCCCAAAUUCUACGAAAAUAUUUGCAUGCCAAUUGAUCCAGCUGAUACAACCAGCCAACUAAUUGGUUCUGCUAUUUGUCGUUUAACUGGACAGGAAGCUGCUGAUAUGCCUAUUGGAAAAUAUCUUAUGGCACCGCAAAAGUUCGAGAACAUUUAUUUGGGAGAGACCUUUACUUUCUAUGUGUGCGUACAAAAUAUAAGUGAUAAGGUUGUGACGGAUAUAUGUGUCAAGACUGACUUGCAAACCACAAGCCAGCGUAAUGCUCUACCAUCGCAGUUACAAGAAGCGAAUGCUGUGCUUGAACCAGGGAAAUGUUGUGGGGAAGUUAUUACUUAUGAAAUCAAGGAAAUUGGGCAGCACAUAUUAGUAUGUGCCGUGAGCUACAAAGUAUCUAAAAAUGAGAUGUAUUUUCGGAAAUUUUUCAAAUUUCCGGUCAGCAAACCAAUCGACGUCAGAACGAAGUUUUAUAACGCGGAGAACAAUGAUGUUUACUUGGAAGCACAAAUUCAGAAUACUUCUGAACUACCAAUGGUUCUGGAAAAAGUAGUCCUGGAACCGUCCGACUUCUAUAUAAGUUCUGAAAUCUCGCCUCCUGAAACAGAAAAUGAAAACAUGGAGCAGUCUUAUCUUAAUCCAAGUGAUAUUCGACAGUAUCUCUUUUGUCUGAAACCGAAAACAACAGAUUAUUCCCUUAAUUAUUUUAGAAAAGGAACAUCAAUUGGGAAGUUAGAUAUGGUUUGGAGGACUACCAUGGGAGAGAGAGGCCAUUUACAAACGAGUGCUCUGCAAAGAAUGGCCCCAGGAUAUGGUGACUUGCGACUGACAAUUGAAAAAAUACCAGCAACAGUAAAGGUUUUGCAACCAUUUUGUAUGAUGUGCCGACUUCAUAACUGCAGCGAACGAUCACUGGAUUUAGUGCUGACUCUAGACGACAAACUGCAACCGAAUAUUGCGUUUUGUUCAACUAGUGGUGUUGAAUUGGGACAAUUGCCACCAAACAGUACGAUUGACUUUUCCCUAGAGUUAUUACCGCUAACUCCUGGAUUACAAUCAGUUUCUGGUAUUCGAGUCACGGACACAUUCCUAAGGAGAACAUAUGAACAUGACGAUAUUGCCCAAGUGUUUGUAGCAUAA
Molecule: messenger RNA, 1191 nt
Organism: Cercopithifilaria johnstoni
Lineage: Eukaryota; Metazoa; Nematoda; Chromadorea; Rhabditida; Onchocercidae
Source: the annotation of a GenBank genome assembly